Columba livia (rock pigeon) is the source of this 1404-nucleotide messenger RNA. It is a transcript of the gene DNASE1L3, whose product is annotated as deoxyribonuclease 1L3. The coding region runs from base 97 to 1020 and encodes 307 amino acids. The record is from RefSeq and is a predicted model, not a curated record. Gene Ontology annotation, molecular function: deoxyribonuclease I activity; DNA binding. Gene Ontology annotation, biological process: apoptotic DNA fragmentation; programmed cell death involved in cell development. The transcript has 8 exons. Lineage: Eukaryota; Metazoa; Chordata; Aves; Columbiformes; Columbidae. Gene Ontology annotation, cellular component: nucleus.
CUCCCUGCCGGCCGCAGGGGGACAGAGGCACAAACACACACACAUAUAUAUUUAUAGACACACUCACAGCAACUCGUUUUGUCCAAGUCCCUGAAGAUGUUGCUCUUCAUCUUGCUUUCGCUCUUCAAUUUCAACACAUCUCUGAGCCUCAAAAUCUGCUCCUUCAACGUGAGGUCUUUUGGAGAAGCUAAAAUAGCCAGACCUGAAGUCGUCGAUGCCGUGGUAAAGAUCAUUUCUCGCUGCGACAUCAUGUUGCUGAUGGAAAUAAAGGAGAACAAGAACCGGGUUUGUCCCCUCCUGGUGGAGCAGCUCGCCAGGCACCUGACGGGGCCAAAGGAGGGAUACAGCUGCGUGGUCAGCGAGAGGCUGGGAAGAAAGAGCUACAAGGAGCAGUAUGUCUUCAUCUACAGACAACAUCUGGUAUCAGUGAAACAAACCUACCAGUACCCAGACACCCAGCCUGGGGACGAGGAUGCCUUCUCCAGAGAACCCUUCGCCGUCUGGUUCCAGUCUCCAAAAACUGCUGUCAAAGAGUUUGCUAUAAUCCCUCUGCACACUACGCCGGAGACAGCGGUCCGGGAGAUUGAUGAGCUCUAUGAUGUGUAUUUAGAUGUAAAACAGCGCUGGAGAACCGAGAACUUUGUCCUCAUGGGGGACUUUAACGCUGGGUGUAGCUACGUUCCCCAGAAGCAGUGGAAGAACAUCCGGCUGAGGACUCACUCCGAAUUCGUCUGGCUAAUCGGCGACAAAAAUGACACAACGGUGAAAGAAAGCACAAGCUGCCCCUAUGACAGGAUCGUGGUCAGCGGGCAGAAGCUCAUUGAUGCUGUUGUGCCCCAUUCUGCCAACAUCUUCGACUUCCAGGACGACUUUCAGCUCAGCGAGGAGCAGGCGCUGGGGGUGAGCGACCACUUCCCAGUAGAGUUUGAGCUAAAAGCAAAAGGCGGCUUCUUCAACUGGUUGAAAUCAAAGUUUUCCAGGAAGAGGAGACCCAGAGCAAGACGCCGCUCGAGCUCGUGAGCGUGCCGAGUCCUGCCACGUGGCGCGGAAAUGCGCAGAUGCCAACAGAUGUUGCAGAAGACCCAGUGUACAUAUACUCCCAGCAAGUGCAAUAUUUAGUGGAAAACAAACAAACAUUUUGUUCAAAUACUAAUAUUUUGGGUAAGAAGGCAAAUUAAACCUUUGGGUUAUUUUCCCCGUUGUAUACAAAACUAGAUCAGCUAGAAGCAGCGUAACUGUGCUUAGAGCACUGAUCGCAAGUGCCAGGAGCUACCGCAAGGGUGUAAUUCUUUUGUGUGCUUUACCUGUGAGACCCAAAGGGCAGCGAUCUCCACGUGUUCACGAGGGUGCUGGAGCUCUGCCAUUCCUCUGCGGGGGCAGAAGGAUUAAAAGGACUUUUCUACA